AUGGCGAACGCCCGGUCAAAGUCACCACCGGACGAUGCCGGCGACGUCUCACCAAUGGGCAACGGCUCAGGCUCGAUAGCCACUACCAAGAUGCGCAAGAGAACCAAGACUGGUUGCUUGACGUGCCGCAAGCGCCGUAUCAAGUGUGGCGAAGAGCGCCCUACCUGUGCCAAUUGCAUCAAAUCUAAGCGUCAAUGUGAAGGGUAUAACCAGCGAGUUAUCUUCAAACCUCCCAUUGGAGGCUGGCCCAAUCACCCAGGUGUCGUCAGUACCAUCCAGUACCACACAUCGAUGCUCCCUGGCACACGGAAUCCACAAUACCCAGCACCCCGGACGGGUGGCCGAGCUCAAGAGCACGCACCAGCUCCCCUCCAGCCUCGGCCUUCAAGCAGCUUCGACAUGGCCAGCAUGGAGGCUGCUGGCUCCAUUGGGCUGUCAACCAGUUCUCAAGUGCUUGUUGGAGGACCAAACGCCUACUCCCCAGAGCAAACAUAUAACCAGCCGCUCCCAUCACCACAUCAUCAACAGCCGCUCCACUCGCCCCAUCAUCUCAUCCAGAAUCCUACGCCCACCACAUCCUACUUUCCACAACCGUCACCCAUACACACCAAUUUCUCCGUGUCAUACGGUCACAGCCAGAACGCUGCAUAUUCAGAUCCGCAACGAUAUCCACAGAACCCGGGUCUUUACCAACCGACACCGGUCUCGUUUGACAGCUACGCUGAGAAGCUCGCUACGUCGCAGGCACUGCCUGGUCAAGCACUAUACCAACAAAACUAUCCUUCGCCAACGCAAAGCGAGGAUCAGAAUGUAUAUGUCCAGCAGUCGAAUAUGUCGCCACGAGAAGACACUUUCCCUCAAUGUGCAAGCCAGCGACCUGCCAUGCAGCGAUAUCACAGUCACCCACAGAUUCCUGGCCAUCACCCGCAGAUCAGUCCGGUUGGUGUGAGCCAGGCUGGCUAUCCAUUUUCUUCGGUUUUACAAGCUCCAGAUUUCUCGCACUCCGAUUAUUCACCUGUCCAGAUACCCUCACAUGAUUUUGUGGAUGUAAAGUACUUACCUCCACCAGUUCUCGAACGAUCUACCGCCGUUUAUCAAUCGCAACCCGAAUUACCACGGUUACUUCUUAGCGGCUUUGCUGGCGAAGACCACGUCAGCCCAUCUCAGGUCCUCGACGAGGCCGCGGUCGAAUACGAAGACGACGACUACUGGGAUGUGCAAUCUGACGAGGAGAUGAUCGACCGGGAAGAUGGAGACGGAGGGAACACCAUGGUCGCGAGUAAGGAAUUUGAAAUCAUUCGACGCAUACACUUCGAGAACUCUAGCGAGCUUGGCAUCAGACGCUACGAUGCCUUCUUGUAUGAUGGUCUCUUGACACGAUACAAGCCGGAGUAUGCGGCGAGUCCUCUGAGAAACCCAAAGACAGCCCGAGUCUUCGCACAUUUUAUACAUGUGAACGUCGUAUCGUAUCAUGGAGCUCGCGAGUAUUUGCUAACAUCCGCCGAAUUGCAGACCGCCGUCAGCAUCUCCAUCUACGAACGAAACCCCAGAAACUCGUCUUUGAUCUUCGAAGGGUCCAUGUCGCCUGCGCAACAAGGUUUGUGGACAUACAUAUUACCACUCAAGGCCCUCAACCAUCAAAGCUUGCUCCACGCUAUGCUCGCUUUGUCGAGCCUGCAUAUUGCAAGACUCCAAGGGGCGUCCAUCACGCCUUCCUACAAGCACUAUGCGUACUCCUUAAAGCGACUGGGAAGGUCGCUGGGUAACCCAAAGAAAAGACUCUCCAUACCGACUCUAGCAACAGCCUUGCUUCUUGCUUUCUACGAGGUGUGGACCGCUGAGCAUACGAAGUGGUCAACUCAUCUUGUCGGCGCGGCGCAACUACUCACUGAGCUCGAUUUCCGUUCGUUGACGCGAGAAGCUCAACAUUUGAAGACUAUGCAGGUCGUAAAAGCGAGACAGUAUCAUGAGAAUACUGGGAUAAUACUCGGCCAAGAUCAGCUGCAUACAAAUCUACAAGAGAAGGACCUCGGGCCAGACGAGAACCUCGUAAGCACGGUCAUUGGCAAGCAAGUCAGCUACGACGACUUCGGUAUGAUCAUUGAGGACAACGGUGCUAGACAAGAUACAAAGACACGAUUAUCAGGCAAUUUCGACAUGAGGAGCUUUGAGACACUCCAAGACCUAUACUGGUGGUACUGUCGCCACGACAUGUGGCAGAGCUGCAUCAGCGGUAACCCUUUGAUCACUCCUUACCGAAAAUGGUCCGAUUGUCCGCCACGCGCACCCCUCGGUCGCGCAGAUGCACUGUACGGCUCUCAUGACCAUAUCGUUUUACUCAUCGGUCGUAUUGCAGACUUCACAUGUCGCGAUCGAGAGCGGAAGCUUAGGCAAGUCAAGGCUGACGGCGGGCAAUGGAGACCCAGACCAGGCAUGCCUGGCGGCCCACAAGCAGGUAUGAGCCGAAGUCAGCCGCCAACACCUGGUGCUGGACCUCCUCUAUCUGGAAUGCAAGGCCCGCCACCUGGAUGGACAGGUGGUCCUCCACCAGGCUGGAACGGUCCCCCGCCAACAGGCUUCGGGCCUCCCGUAGGCAGUCCACCGACACCACGAGACAGCCCUCCAUGCGGACCACCACCUCAGAUGCCGAAUUUCUUUGGCAUGGCUCCCGCUAGACCACACGCAUCUAUUACUACGCACUACGCAAACCCCGAAUACGAGCGCUCACCACCAACAGCUCACGCGCCGAACCCACAGUACGCGGACCUACCCUCCGCCUACGAUUCCGCAAUCUCCGAGUGGGACCAGAUCAACGCUGCCCACGCAACAAUUGCCCAAGUCCUCUCCAGCAGCGAAGCAUUCGCGCCGCUGCCUCCAGAUCUGCAAGUCAUCCCUCCUGGCGAAACAAGCACAAUGACACCCUUCGGCCCUGCCCUCGUUCACCGCAGCUACGACAUCUCCGUGCUCUGGACGCUCCUGCAUCUCAGCAAAAUCAUCCUGCUGCGCGCCCACCCCGCUAUGCCGCCAGCAAUGAUGGUGGCAGCCGGCGUAUGCGCACAGGCCACGGGUCCAUACGCAACACUCAUCGGCCGCAUCACCGCCGGCAUAUCACUCCCGGCUGGAGAUCUCUCGCCGUUCCUUGGCUCCGUGUUGCAGGAAAGUACCAUGAGUUUGUUCUUUGCGGGCGUACAAUACCAAGAUGCAACGCAGCGCGAGUGGACGGUCACCCGCCUUCUUGAGAUCGAUAGGCGCACGGGCUGGGCUAGCGCGGGCGUCAUUGCGAGAGGUGUGGAGACGAGUUGGGAGAAGGCCGCGCAGAUGGGACGUGGGCCGCCGUAUAAGAGAAGGACGCGCAGGGCGGGCGAGGAAGGACCGCUGGUGCUGGACGAGGAGGGUGGGAGUCCGAGUACGUGGAGACACAAAGAGGGGGACAAUGCAGUGGGGAUGGGAGUGAGAAUGGAGGAAGUGGUUGAGGAUCAGGGCGAGAGGAGAUUCCUGGUUAGGCCCCGGAUGGUGACGUGGGCGAAGAAUGUUUUCGGCACGGAGGAGGAUUUGCAAGCUGGGAUGGAAAGAGUUGAGCUUCAGUAG
This is a messenger RNA of Didymella exigua CBS 183.55, 3588 nucleotides long. RefSeq lists its product as uncharacterized. The record is from RefSeq and is a predicted model, not a curated record. Lineage: Eukaryota; Fungi; Ascomycota; Dothideomycetes; Pleosporales; Didymellaceae. Gene Ontology annotation, molecular function: transcription cis-regulatory region binding; zinc ion binding; DNA-binding transcription factor activity, RNA polymerase II-specific. The transcript has 4 exons. Gene Ontology annotation, biological process: positive regulation of transcription by RNA polymerase II. Gene Ontology annotation, cellular component: nucleus. The coding region runs from base 1 to 3588 and encodes 1195 amino acids.